Molecule: messenger RNA, 4486 nt
Organism: Colletes gigas
Lineage: Eukaryota; Metazoa; Arthropoda; Insecta; Hymenoptera; Colletidae
Product: reticulocyte-binding protein 2-like
Exons: 15
Coding region: 518-4486 (1322 amino acids)
Cellular component (GO): nucleus
Source: RefSeq, a predicted model, not a curated record
ACUUCAAUUAAUCGGUUGAAUUAAAUGAAGUUCUACUCGUUAAAUUAGAAAAAUAUGUGGAUACAAAAUCUGUAUCAUGAUUAAAAUACAUGUAUUUUUGUUAGAAAUUGCAUUUGGUGUCAUCUCUUAUAAAUGAUUUUCCCGCGCAGUGUUAUUUUGAAAAUAACGACUUUUAAUUAAGUGAUAAAUAAGCGAUUCCAUCGUCAAACUUAUUGAAAUUUAGAAAUUAUCAUUUCUAUGUAGAUUAGCUGAUUGUGUUAUUCAUAAACAAAUGUUGUUUUAAUUACGUUAAAUGUCGUAUCUAAUUAGCAUCAUUAUGACUAUUCGUUUCGCCGACAUUCUACAAAUCGCAAUAUGAACAUAAGCAUUGCGAUCGAAAUUUUGUUGAACAUGUAUUCAUACAGAAAAAAGUUUAUACAAUAAUUUUAAUAUAUAAUUUCCGUCAAAGUCUAUCACGGCAUUACGAAAGAGCAUUCAAAAAAUUCGUACGUAUAAUGAUCGUUUUACUUAUUUACACAUGUUUAGUAUUAUGAAUAUCUACUGUUGUUUUACCAAUCAAACGCACAGAUAUUCUUAUCGUAACACAAUGUUAUAUAUUGUAUCAUGCUUUACAUUAGAUACAAUGUCGAGGCGUAAUAAAUUACCUAGCAGUAGCGUUUGCUGUUUCUGUGGGUUAUCGGAAGACAAUGAACUAGAGUUCGGAAAGAUCUACACACAUGGUGAUAUUGUUACCCAUUAUUAUUGCUUGCUUUUAUCAUCAAACAUGGAACAAAAAGGGAGAGAUAACGAAGGCAUUUUAGGGUUUUUAGCAUUAGAUAUACGUAAAGAACUUCGUAGAGGAAAAAGAUUGGUAUGUUCGUUUUGUAAAAAAAAUGGUGCUACUUUAGGAUGUUGUAAUACCAAAUGUAAACGAAUAUUUCAUUAUCCUUGUGGGCUAAGGGCUGGAACCUUAAAUCAGUUCUUUGGUGAAUUUAGGUCAUUUUGUAAACACCAUAGACCGAAACAGAAAAUAGAUCCUCAGAUAAAAAACGAAUUGGCAAACACCAGUGAUAUGAAAUGUUACAUUUGUUAUGAUAGCGUAAAUUCGGGUGAUAUAGUUAAUACCAUAUGGGCACCAUGUUGUAAAAAAAAUGCAUGGUUUCAUAGAAAAUGUGUUCAACAACUUGCUGUGAGUGCUGGUUAUUUUUUUAAGUGUCCCUUGUGUAAUGAUAAGAUAACAUUUCAAAAAGCAAUGCUAGAGUUUGGUAUUUUCGUUCCUAGUCAAGAUGCUUCUUGGGAACUUGAGCCAAAUGCGUUUCAGGAACUUUUACAUAGACAUGAUCGUUGUGAUGCUCCAAUAUGUCUCUGUCCUAAAGGUAGAAACUAUACAAGUUUUAACGCAAAGUGGGAGUUGGCACUUUGUCGAAAUUGUGGUUCCCAAGGAAUUCAUAUGGCUUGUGGACAGCUAAAAUGGGCGAAUCCUGUUUGGGAAUGUUUAGACUGUAUAUCUAUACUAGGUAAAUCCGUGGAAACGACCAAUUCAAAUUCAACUGGAAGUACAUUACAGAAUGAUUGUGACUCAGAAGAUAGUGAAAGUGAUAUUUCUGUUGGAAAAGAAUCACCUGUACCACUUACGUCAAAUGUAUCAGUUCCUAGCUCUACAUCGUAUAUGUCUACUAUGAAACAACGUCCUGGUCCACAGACAUUUAAAAUAAAACAACAACUUAAAGCAGCUAGAGAAUUGCAAAUGAUGCAAUUGAACAACAGUAAUAAGCAGGGAACUAGUAUAAAAAUUGGUACAAUGUUAAAUUUGAAGCAUCCAGAAGAAUCUACAAGUACUAAAGGAACUUCUAUGACUAAAUCAGAAUUAUUAAAAGAUGAUAUAUUCCACAAAUGCACUCAACCUGUUAAUUUAUUGACUGAAUAUUCCAAGUCAUUAUCAACUACAUCAAAUGAUACUGUAAUCAUGCUUGAUAGCGAUAACGACGAUAGUAUAGAGAUUGUUAAUGACAAUUCGCUAGACGAUACACUAAUUAUCCCUAGUGUUAAUGGAACUGAAACAAAGAAUUUAUCUUCAUCUAAGAAUAAUACCACAGAAGUAAAAGAAAAUUGUAUAAUACGAAAUUAUGGUCUACUUACAGUAGGGAAAUUAGUACAAGAAAAUAAUUUGAAGCAAAAUUAUGAUAAUAAUUUCUUGACGAGUAACUUAAAUGUUACUGCAGAUGUUGCGAAGGAACACGUUUCGCAAGGUGUUGUAAAAUCUGAUAUUUUAAAUGACACGAUACAGCUGAACCGAGAAACUCAACAUAAACCUAUGGACAUUUUUUCGAAAAUCAAAAUUACAAAUGUAAUGUCUUUGACGCCUGAAGAAUUUGAAAAUGUAUCGCCUGCCACGGAAAAGCAAAAGAACAACAAUAUUGAGUGCUCGAGAUCAGAGAAUAGUAAUGAAUUGUUAAAUAAUAAUUCAGUAUCUCAAUCUUUACUCUCACGAAAUGAUUGUUUGGUAUCGCAUUUAAAAAGAAAAUUUGACUAUACUGCAAUGAAUCCAACAACUUCGCCCGAAGAGAUGUCUAAAAGAAUAAGAAGAAACCUCAAUACGCAAAAAGAAGAGCAACAGUCUCUUCUGUUUAAAAAUACUAUAAAUACUGAAAGCUCGGUUGCGUCUGUAAAUAAUGUUUCAACCUCUACGUUUGCUAAAAAUUAUCUACAAAUUGACAAUAAUAAAAAGAAUGAAACUUCUGCGACUGUAUCUAAUAUGAUAAACAGAGAUCGGUCACACAUACAAACGAUACAGUCCUAUAAUACGAAUAAUUAUUCAGUAAAUGAACAUACCUAUAAUACAGAACACUCUACGGUGGGAAAGGGCAUAUCGUGUGAUGUAAGUGAUAUACCUACAAAUUCAUCAGAAUAUAAAAAAAGAGUCGAGAAUAAUAUCACAAAUGCAUGUAACGAACAUGCGGAUAAAACGAAUACAAUACCCAAAAAUAGGAAAAUUGAAAAAUACACAAGAAAUUGUGACGGGGAUGCAGGCACCAGUCCUGCUGCUAAAUCAGGAUAUAAAAGCUUCGCAAAGGCUACAAGAAUCGAUACAGAAGAAUGUAUCAAAUUGGAUCACUUCCAGCCACAAUCGGAUAAACCACACAGAUCGGAUCAGCGGAAAUCAGAAAACGAUACGGAGAUGGCAACCAUUUCAAUACAUAGGACAUCAAAUGCCACGUACAACGAUGUUUUCUACGAAAGAAGGAACAGAAACACUGAAUAUAAUUACUCUCGAUUAAUACCGGAAUACAUACGUUUACGUGACCUAAAGUUUCGUGUAUAUAAUACGAAUAAUCUACAGAUGACUUUGUACAAUAAGUUCUCUGUAAAUAUUAAUAUGGAAAGUACAACAAAUACGAAAAAGAACACUAAAUUUGAUGCAUCUAUACGAAAGGCUGUUCAACAAAAAGUUCUCAAAAUGCAAGGUGAAACUUCUUCAAAUUUUCGAUCGGAAGAUAUUUUACAUCGACUUUCGCCUCUCUGUAAUAAAGACAAGAGCAAGUACGGUGCGCUUAUUAAUGAUCAAUCCGAAAACUAUCGUGACGAUGCAAAAGAGAAUCUAGAUCCAAUAAUAGCACCUUGUAAAAGUAUUGCAGAUAAUUUAAUUACGAGUACAACUUUAAUUACAAAUAAUUCAAUUAUCUCUACAAAUAGUAAUAAUCAAAGUGAAGAUGGGAAUUCAACGCAUUUUGCAUACAACGCGUCUAAGGUAAUCGAAGAGGAUAAUAAAUGGCGUAAUCGAGAGAAUUUAGUUAAUAACGUUAAUAUGAUUGACAACGCUGAGAGUACUUUUGAUGUAGAAGAACGUAUUAAUGUAACGUCAUACGCGACUGCACAUUCUACUGAAAAAUAUUUUAGAAACAGUAGCGAUAUAAUGCAAAAUAUUCAAAGUUUAAAUACUGAUCAUAUAACAAGUAGUAUAGCCGGAAAGCGUAGCGUCAAAGUAGGUAUAAGAAACGAUUCUUUUGAUUCCACGAAAUUGGUUCAACGUACGUUACGUUUUGAAGAUCAUAUAAACUGUAAAACGGAGAAUAAGACCAGAAAUAUGAUCGAAACAUGUUUCAAAAUAAGUAUUGAUUUAAAAAAGAUAAAACACUUCAUCGAUGAUAAUCCAGAUUUAUUCUUUACAUGCAAAAAAAAGAGCGACGAACGAUGUCUCGAAGAAGUAGGUCGUUUAAAGGAACGCAGUGAUAUAGCAGAAAGAAUUAAUAUAUCAACGAAACGUGGUAAACGUUCAGCAAUAGAUGAAUCAAACCGUUUUGAGAAUCUUACAUUAAGCUUGCCUAUAAAUAAAGUAGUAGAAUUAAAAAAUCAAACAAACGAAGAUAACAAAAAAAUCGAAGAUACGAUAACUAUAGAAAAUGUACUACAAGGCACAAGACAUAAUAAAAGUUCAUCGUUGUUUAAUAAUCAAAAACGUGAUUUACAGCGUUGUCAUUUAGAAAAACAAUAUAUUUUAAAUAGGUAA